CUUCCCACAGCUAACAAUGAGUAAUACAAUCCAGCCAGAUCUUCCAGCUACCAUGUAUGCCCUUCAAGCCCAUGAAUUUGGCCCUCCCUCAACAUCAUUUCAAUAUCUUGAAAUAAUGGUUCCAGAGAUCAGCCGUCCAACCCAGGUUCUGGUUCAAGUUUAUGCUGCUGGAAUCAACCCAGCCGAAGCCAAAGUCCGGUCUGGAAAUAUUUCGCGGUUCUUCAAGAUGCCUACUAUCUUGGGUGCAGACUUUUCAGGUGUUAUCGUUGGAAAAGGUAGCAAAGUAUCUUCGUUCGAAAUUGGCGAUAAGGUGUUUGGAAAACUCAGAUUUCCUCUUGGCCCUCAAGGAACCUAUGCCGAGUAUACAGUUGUCGAUGUAGAGAAGGAUGCCAUUUCCAAAAAACCUAAUAAUCUUCCUUUUAUCGAGGCUGGUGCUGUGGGUAUUGCGGCAUUAACGGCGUAUGAAGCUAUUGUCAACAAGGGCAGAUUGAAUACAACGCCAAGUAUUAUAAUUAUUGGAGCAUCAGGAGGAGUAGGAACUUAUGCUGUACAAAUUGCCAAAGCAUUUGGAGUUCAUGUUGUUGCAGUGUGUAGUGGAAAGAAUGCAUCAUUGGUCAAAUCAUUAGGCGCAGAUGAAACCGUCGACUAUUUGUCACAAGAAGCAAUUGAGUCGUUGGCCUAUAGAAAAAACACCUUUGAUUUUAUUGUGGAUUGUGUUGGAGGGGAUAAUUAUUACAACAAGAUGGCCCCAACCAUCAAAAAUGGGGGUGUCUACGUUUCAGCCGCUGGCCCUGUUAAAGAUAUUGGAGCUUCAAACGUAAGUACUCUGGAUUAUCUUUUCAUUGUCAAGACCUUUAUAUUCCGUUCAAUGUUCAGCCAUUACAAAUACGUUAUGAUUACGGGCUUGCCAAAAAAGUAUCUCACUGAAGGAAUUUUACCACUACUUGAGAAGAAAGCUAUCAAAAGUAUCGCGCUCCCUGAAAACGUCUUUGGCCUCGAAGAUGGUGCCAAGGCUCACGAAGCUAUCGAAUCACAUCGCACCAUUGGAAAGAUUGUCUUGAAAGUAAAAACAGAAUAA
Phycomyces blakesleeanus NRRL 1555(-) is the source of this 1078-nucleotide messenger RNA. RefSeq lists its product as hypothetical. The record is from RefSeq and is a predicted model, not a curated record. The transcript is spliced from 2 exons. Lineage: Eukaryota; Fungi; Mucoromycota; Mucoromycetes; Mucorales; Phycomycetaceae. Gene Ontology annotation, molecular function: oxidoreductase activity. Bases 17 to 1078 code for a protein of 353 amino acids.